This is a messenger RNA of Andrographis paniculata, 1513 nucleotides long. RefSeq lists its product as uncharacterized. The transcript is spliced from 2 exons. The record is from RefSeq and is a predicted model, not a curated record. Lineage: Eukaryota; Viridiplantae; Streptophyta; Magnoliopsida; Lamiales; Acanthaceae. Gene Ontology annotation, molecular function: zinc ion binding. The coding region runs from base 533 to 1231 and encodes 232 amino acids.
GUAUUUCGGGUUUCCGAGGCAAAUCCUUACCUACGCAUUUUUCUGUAUUUACUGUGAAGAUUUUUGUUCUUUUCCUGGUUUUAUUCUUCUUAUUUCUCAUCACUUCCACUGGCACCUGCAACACACCACAUUUUCUUUUCUGUUGCAGAACAACAACAACAACUAUGGGGGGAGUUGAGGGGAGGGGAUCACCUAAUCCAACCCUCGAUUCCUACACUCAUUCUAUUCUGGGUUCUUAAAUAUAUGUAUAUCUAUAUCUAUAGAGAAGUAAGUCACAUUCUUGGAAUUGCUGAUAUUAACAAUUGUGUCUUUCAAGAUUCAUUCUCGCGAGCCUUAAUCCCCAUUUUUUCUGCCUAAAAACUGGUGCUUUUUUUUUCAUUUUUUCUCUUCUUAGAAACCAUUCACGCACAGAAGCAGGAAACUUAUCUUCUCAAAUAAACGAAUGGCUGGUUCUUCAAAGAUUUUGUUUUGAGAGCUUCUAUGCUCCGUUUGGGUCCCAAACAUUUAAUUCUGCAUCUGGGUCUUCUUAAAAAUGUCCGCUUUAGAACUGCCCCACUUAGAUUUAGAAUGCGGCUGCCGGAGUACUGGCGGCGGCGCCACCAGCGAGGAGGAGGAGGAGGAGGAGGAGGACAGCGUCUGCUUCUCCGACGCCGAUGAAGGUUCUUGCAACUCCAAUUUCUAUUCGACUGCUGAUGGCGAUGGUUCUUACGAUGAUUACAACUUCGCCUGUGGGUCUGAGAUUCUGGAGGAAUCUGUCAGAGCUUCAUCGGCCGCUGAUCCUCGUAACUCUGUGGACUUGGAAAGGGGAGUGAUUGUCGAGAAGAAUCCCAAUUUGGGAACCCUAGAGAGGGAUUGCCGGAUUUGCCAUUUGAGUCUGGUGAGCAGCAGCCCAGGCGCCGGAAUUGCCAUCGAGCUGGGCUGCUCUUGCAAAGACGACUUGGCUGCUGCCCACAAGCAAUGUGCAGACACUUGGUUUAAAAUCAAAGGAAACAAGACAUGUGAAAUCUGCAAUUCAGUGGCGCGCAACGUUGUUGGUCCUAACGACAUCGAGGCUGCUCAGCAAGGCGGCGAGGGAGUUGGUGCUACGGCGACUGCAACCUCUGCCGCGGUGGCAUCUGCUGCAGAAACAAGAACCUGCUUAAACGGCCACCGCUUCUUGAACUUCCUCCUGGCUUGCAUGGUAUUCGCCUUCGUCAUAUCUUGGCUCUUCCACUUCAACAUCCCCUCGUAAAAGCGGAUUGUGGAAGACAAGACGAAGAUGAAGGCAUUAAGGUCCAGUGAAAAUGGAUGGUAUGGUACUAUCAUCUGUAUCGAAUGGAUUGACCUCCAAUGGAGUCACAGCACAGCACAGCAACUUAUUAUAUUUCUCCGAUGAUGUGCAUGCAUGAGUUGUGUCCAGUUUUCCUUCUUUGACUGAAGCUCGAUCAAUUUAUAAUAUACAUAUACUGCUUGCAGUAUUAUUUAUUUGUGAGCUCUUAUGUUUGAUGAUAUCGACCUCAGCUAAGAUCCUUAC